AUGUGGCGAGACCGCACGAACCUAUACAUCUCCUACCGGCAGUCUUACGCGCAUCACCCUACACAGCGAAGACCCUAUGGACCGGGCGCCCUUGCUUCUGGUCCCCUUGCCGACGCCUAUACCAGCAGCUAUGCGAACGACGAUCGUCGCGGCCUUCUGUCGGCCGGCGCGUUUGAAGACGAUGGCGAUGCCGUGAUUGAGAUGGAUUUAUUGCCCCCUCGAUGGGCUGACAUUUCGGAUGAGAUCACAGACUUGCUUGCCAAAAUCGCGACAAAGGGCCAGAGCUUGGAGAAGCUACACCAAAAGCAUGUGCUACCUGGUUUCAAUGAUGAAGACGCUAAAAGGGCCGAGGAAGCGCAAAUAGAGAAUCUUACACAAGAGAUCACCAAGGGCUUUCAUGACUGCCAUCGCUGCAUUCAAAGAAUCGAACAAAUGGUACGGGAAUCACAGCACGCAGGUACCAUCACAAAGGCAGAGGAGACCAUGGCCAAGAACAUUCAAAUUUCGCUGGCUGCACGAGUUCAAGAUGCAAGCGCUAGUUUCAGAAAGAAGCAGAAGCUUCGUGGCAUGGGUGGCUUUGGCGGGUUGAGUCCUGGCGAGAGAUCUAGUACACCACAGCCAGGUUCCUAUCUCGACCCAUCUCUUCAAGAAUCUGACGCAGAUCGAUCUUUUUCACAAUCGACACUCCAAGCAACCCAACAGCAGAGAGUGCUCCAUUCUAAUGAUGCUGCGAUUGCUCAACGUGAACGAGAGAUUGAGGAUAUUGCCCAAGGCAUUAUCGAACUGUCUGACCUCUUUCGAGAUCUCCAGAACAUGGUUAUCGACCAGGGCACAAUGCUGGAUCGUAUCGACUACAAUGUUGAGCGCAUGAACACUGAUGUCAAAGCCGCUGACAAGGAGCUAGUUGUAGCUUCUGGCUACCAGCGGAGGACGACCAAACGCAAGAUCAUUCUCCUCCUCAUUCUUAUAAUCUUUGGUAUGAUCAUUCUGUUGGUGAUCAAACCCAAGAAACAUGGGUAG
Messenger RNA from Fusarium mangiferae, 1020 nucleotides. RefSeq lists its product as uncharacterized. Lineage: Eukaryota; Fungi; Ascomycota; Sordariomycetes; Hypocreales; Nectriaceae. The coding region runs from base 1 to 1020 and encodes 339 amino acids. Gene Ontology annotation, cellular component: membrane; endomembrane system; SNARE complex. The record is from RefSeq and is a predicted model, not a curated record. Gene Ontology annotation, molecular function: SNARE binding; SNAP receptor activity. Gene Ontology annotation, biological process: vesicle-mediated transport; intracellular protein transport; vesicle fusion. The transcript is spliced from 3 exons.